Molecule: messenger RNA, 666 nt
Organism: Penicillium vulpinum
Lineage: Eukaryota; Fungi; Ascomycota; Eurotiomycetes; Eurotiales; Aspergillaceae
Exons: 2
Coding region: 1-666 (221 amino acids)
Source: RefSeq, a predicted model, not a curated record
AUGCUCACUCAUACCGUUUUCGCGUCCCUAUUUCUACUUGCUAGUGCACAAUUAUCAAAGCGGAGUAUCUUUAUUGAGGAAGUCACAGACUGCUCCGUACUCCCAUCGUACAACAAUGACACAAAGAUCGCCGGGCCAUGGACACUCAAGGUCGAUAAUUGCUACAAUGGAACUGCAAUUCGGGGGUUAUGCAGCAUUGAAGGCUUCGAGUCUGGCAGUGAUAUCACGCAAGAGCGAGAAAACAGACAGAACACGACCUUAGAGCAUGGAUUUGUCACGACCAUAAGUGAUAAAGACAACAUCAAAACCCCCUUCCGUUGCAAUGGCGCGCUAAAUACAAUUGAAGCAUACGUCCUGUCUGGCCCCUUCCCCGGCGCCCUGGACUGGCACACUGUCGGGAUAGAGCACCACCCUAGUACAGGGCGACUUGUCUGGGGAAAACGAAGCGCUGAGCCUGUCCAGGCGUACAGGCAUUUCCACCGCGGUAUACCCGUUGAAGGACUCUUUUUAGGAUCCAAUAACGAGACAAAUUGGAGUUUACACUCGUCCGGGAGGGAGGUGAGUAUUACGGAUAUGAAACCAUAUUGGGUUAUGCGAUUGAUGAUUCCCGAGACCAGCAUUCGAGAAAAUGAGUUUAGGGCGUUGAUUCACAUCGAUGGGAGUUGA